Messenger RNA from Meriones unguiculatus (Mongolian gerbil), 800 nucleotides. It is a transcript of the gene Gkn2, whose product is annotated as gastrokine 2. The transcript has 6 exons. Gene Ontology annotation, biological process: regulation of cell population proliferation. Bases 130 to 684 code for a protein of 184 amino acids. NCBI's taxonomy places the organism in Eukaryota, Metazoa, Chordata, Mammalia, Rodentia, Muridae. The record is from RefSeq and is a predicted model, not a curated record.
UGUCGGAGAUACGGUCUCCAUCUCCUCUGACAUGGCCACCGGGAGAGAUUUUUCCACAUCUUGAAGCCAAUAUAAGGGCCGGAGGCUGCCCACAUCCGCACUCGCUGCGGCUCCCUCUCCCCAGGCACCAUGAAAACCGUGGCAUUUCUGGUGGUGCUGUCCAUCUUUGGAGCACAAUCUCAGGCGGAUGAGGCUUUUAACAUCUUCAGCCCAGGCAACAGUGGCGGCAACAUCCAGGAGACGGUGACCAUUGAUAACCAGCGGAACACCGCCACCAUCAACGUCCACGCAGGAGCCUGCUCUUCCACCACCAUUUUUGACUAUAAGCAUGGUUACAUUGCAUCCCGGGUGCUCUCCCGAAGAGCCUGCUACAUUCUCAAGAUGGACCACAAAGCCAUCCCUGCACUGGACAAACUCCAACGGUACAUCUACGAGAAGCAGACGAUGAACACCAUGGCCUCCAGAGAGUACACCUGGGUCCGGUACAACCCUCUGAAGUCCAUGCUCAUGAAGGUGGACUGGUUCCUGUUUGGGUCACCUAUUGAAAAGCUGUGCAAGGACAUCCCCCUGUAUGAGGGGGAGGUGGUUACAAAGCCGCCAAAAGAGGCAAACACUGGAGCCUGUGCAAAGGUGGGGCUCCUGGGGCUGCUGGGAUUCUCCAUCUGUGCAGGAAUUCACAUUUAGGAUGGUGCAUCUGCUGGCUUCACCUUUUCAAAGGAACACACCUGUGGGUUCCACUCAGAAGCCAAACUAAAUUCUUCCCAACAUUCCAUCUACUUAUGAGAUUCAAUAAUAACACA